Exophiala viscosa is the source of this 3388-nucleotide messenger RNA. RefSeq lists its product as uncharacterized. The record is from RefSeq and is a predicted model, not a curated record. The transcript has a single exon. Bases 246 to 2984 code for a protein of 912 amino acids. NCBI's taxonomy places the organism in Eukaryota, Fungi, Ascomycota, Eurotiomycetes, Chaetothyriales, Herpotrichiellaceae.
CGUCAGAUAAUGUGCCGUGAUAUGCUUCACUGUCAGUUGAUGACGGUGGAAUAAUGCGGGGUUGCAGUGGAAUCCAACUGUUGCCUCUAAGGUGCGGAACCCUGCAAUUGCCUGCUGCCUGGACUUUUGACGCCUCGACGACUUUACACUGCAGCCUCGUGUCCUUCACAUCACUCUCACUUCCUCCCACUUCCUUCUCAUCUUCGAUCCUUCCCUAUGCAACUUCUUGACAUCACUCGCCUCAUAUGCCGAUAGCCUUGACCGUCUCCUCAAUGGCCGAGCCAGCUAACGAUACUCUGCUGCCCGCCUUCGGCAUCCGCGCCCUGAACAGUCCCCAGGCUCCACCAGCCGUUGUUCAGGUCACCAGCACGCAAUAUGACAGUACCGUCAAGUCUCAGCCAGACGCCACACUGUCUUACGUCGACGACGAUGAUGGCGAGAUCAUCACCGUUGGCAGUUCCUUUGAACUGGGUCAGCGUCUCGACGAGCCUGUGAAGCAUUCCAACCUCUACGCCAUCCCCGCACUCAGAGUGCCGAACGAUUCCACCCCGAAUAGGAUGAUGCAUAUCUUCGAUAUCAAGCAUACCAACGCAACUUUGGCUGAAUGGAGAGAACAUGAGGCGUACACAAGCAAACAACUGCAAGAUCGAGGCUUAUCACAAGCCAACCCCGAUACCCCGAAGCAGGUUCCGGCAGGCAUGCCUCUCUUCAACGCUGUGACGGAGUUCAAGUCUGGACCCAGUCCUCUCGACCCUGUCCCUUCUCAAUCUGUGUCAAUCUCUUCCGGUUCGAUUGUGUCCUCUCAGUCACACUCGGCCCCUGCGACAGCCGAGACUUGUACUACUGCCUACUCGCCGCCAACAAAUGGCCAGUAUGGGCCAGCAGGAGUUGACAAGAUAUUUGCUGACAUGUUUGGUGGCAUUGAAUCCAAACUCGGUCCUUUGGCUGAUUUCCUCGAGUCAACAGCAGAGGGGCUACGAAAUAUCGCUGACAAGACUGCAAAGAGCGACCACACUGCUGUCGAGGAUGUACUGGGUGGCUUCAAGGACAUACUAAUCCAAGUGGGAGGUUUUGGCUUAGAUGUCGCUGUUGCAAUUGGUGAAGGUAUUCAAAGGGUUCAGGACGAACGCCAGAUUUCUCUAGCCCAGCCAACAACGCACGCAGCGAGAGACCUACCCUUACAGCGCUCCUCUGUAGUGGCAUUGAAACCUGAAGAGCCUGCGGUGCCUCCCACCGUUGAAAAGGCUCCCAAACGCGUGGAUUUCGCUCCACCACCACCACCUAUUCAGCCGGAGACAAAGUCAGUGCAGCGUCAACUUCGUCUCGACCAAAAUGUUGAUCCCAAUCACAAAUCACCUGCCGAGUAUUUCAGAGCUAAGGCAGCUGCCCAGUGCCGGCGUCAGCUCGAGGAAGUAAGGAGAUCGCACGUGGAGCAACCGUCUGCUUCAUCUGCUAAGCACUCCAUUUUGGACAUGGAGUCCAAUGACCCAGAUUUCUCCGCUCGAUAUCCUCCAUUGCUCGGUCUACGGAAGGCAAAGAGUGUCAUGGAAUUGCAACACAAGGCCCCAGAGGUCCACAAGGAGAAUACAGGCCCAGCUACCAUGCGAUAUCCUACCCUGAGAGAGUUUGAGCGGGACGCCUGGGCCGAGACGAUGCAGAAACGCCUCUCCAAUAUUACAGCCAUCAACAACGAGACUGCUAACAAAAUCGCAGACUUGGCAUCCAUCACAGACACUGCUCACCAAGUUAAGCAAAGCUUUGCGUAUCAACAGCCUACUGUUGAGGACGAGGUUGAUGCAAAGCAGGCUGCAAAAAAGGUCUCGCCUGGUUCCCUCGAGACAAACCGCAAGGAGCCUUCAACGACACUGCCAGGGGCCUGGCCUGAAUCAAGGUUCGAAGCUUCGACUGCUGCAUUGCCCAUUACGAGAGUCAUAACCGACAGAAAACCUGCGCCAACGACUCCGGCUGGGAAAGCCUCAAUGCCCGAGCGAAGUCCAGAUCUACCUUCGCACCGCAUGAGUCCCCCUUCUAGUGACGCAUAUCCCCGGGCACCAAUCUUUCCUAGAAGAAAUCAGACAGUCUCAGGAACAAACCCAGCUGCGAGACUGAAUGGGCCUUUCGAUCCCCUGGCUCACAUUCCUGCUCUGCAACCUCGUCCUCAGCGAUCUCAACCAGACCUCAACGCUGCCAAUACUGCACCAGCCAAUGCCUUGAACCACAAGCCUAGCUUGCCUGCAGUCUUGCCCAAUCGUAGCCGAACAGUCAACUACACCGAUCGAUACAUUCCAAAGUAUGUCUCACCAGAGACCUUUGCAAAGCACCCCUGGACUCAUAUGAAGAAUGAGGCGAAAAUUGGCCGCGAUGAUGGUCGUCACAUGCCUGGACCUGGAUACGGUGUUCGGUAUUUCGCUCCAUAUCCCUAUAAUCUUCGCACCCAUGGCAACCCGGUGCAGCUGGCCUCAAAUGAUCAGCGCAAGGCAACAGCCUCGACUGCGGCUACCCCGGCGAAUGCAUCAUCGUCUAGCUCCUCCGAGCACAUUCCAGUGUUCUGGGAGCGAUCAGCAGAUGGCGUGUUGUCGUACCGAACUGGAAACAACCCUACCCUGACUGCCUUGCCUCGUAAUCAGCCCAGUUCGGAGGCCCUUGUGGCGCCCCUCGCGGCCACCACGCAACCUCCUCGUCCGCAGCCAUCAGCGUAUGCCGUUUCUCACUAUCACACAGCAGCCAGUGCGCGUGGGCGUUCCCGAGCCCAUCCAAAAGCGCCAGCUAACUGCGCGGCCAUCGACGAGUGCGUCAAGACUUUAAAGCUCAUGGGCUUUGGCGCCAAUCCUAAUGACAUGGCAAGAUUGAAUGCCGUCGCUGGUGCCGCGGCAGGCAAUCUGGAAGACGCGAUCGAUAUGCUCGAGGAAGACCGUGAAGCAUCUGAGCGACUGCAGUCUGGAAGUGACGAGGAGGGUCGCAGCUCAAAACCGCACAGCGAUUGAAAUGCGCAAAGGUUCAUCUGAGGGAGGGACACGAAAGAAGUCAGCAUAACCAUGUGAAUGCAAGGCCCUUCGAUCGUGCUGAUGCAAGAGCUAUGGACAGCAAAGGAAACGCCACUCAAGAAAGGUAUUAGUGUGACGCUUGAUCGAGUAUUAUCGGUGUCAACGCGGUCUUGAAAUACUUGAGGGAUUGCAAUGAAGAAAUGAGACGACAACGAAUGUUGCUGAGCUUAGCUUGAUAUCAAGGCGCUGGAGGGGACGGGGAUUAUGCAUAGUAUUGGUGUUAAUUCUUACCAUCUGGCGUUUUCACGGUCUAGGUUAGCGAUGAAACACGGACUACGUAGGAAAUCGAACUUGCUGAGACGUCAGUAAUGAAUGAAUGAGAAUGCAUUCCAGGGCGAGAUCUG